Molecule: messenger RNA, 2871 nt
Organism: Xiphias gladius (swordfish)
Lineage: Eukaryota; Metazoa; Chordata; Actinopteri; Istiophoriformes; Xiphiidae
Product: N-alpha-acetyltransferase 80
Exons: 3
Coding region: 1-1116 (371 amino acids)
Biological process (GO): protein acetylation
Cellular component (GO): cytoplasm
Molecular function (GO): N-acetyltransferase activity; acetyl-CoA binding
Source: RefSeq, a predicted model, not a curated record
AUGACCACAAAACUGAUCGGGGAGCGGAUUUCAUUGACGGUUAACAGCUAUUGUGAUCCUACGUUGCGAAACUUUAAGCCGACCAGAGAUCAGCUGUGCGUCAAACAUACGAGCUCUCUGAGGAGGACGGGGACCGGCGACGAACCGCGAAACAAACAAACACACAGGUCUGAAGCAAUAACAUCAGCAAUUUCCAACCCGUUGACCAGAGAUGAGCUGAAUGUUGAUCUGCACCCCAUCUCCAUAUCAGACUGUCAGACACAAUAUGUUGAAAAAGUCUGUGAGAUCUCAACGUGGGAUGGAGAAGUUAAAGAGAAGCAACCAGAGACGAUCCGUGCAGUUCCGAUCCACCAGCGUCCAGAUCUGCUGGUUCCCUGUGCAGACCUGGUCAACUCUGAGUGGCAGAGGAGUCAGGCUGCCCGGGUUCACUCCCUGCAGAAGUCCUGUCCAGAGUUCCCCAUCUGCCUGGUUCUUUUGCAAGGCCACAGAGAGACAGAGCGGCUGCUAGGCCACGUCCGGCUGUCCCUGGUCGUGGGUCACAGCAGCAGCCUGUUCGUUGAGUCAGUGGUUGUGUCCAAGGCGGAGCGAGGGAAGGGCUUCGGCCGGACUUUGAUGGAGGAGACUGAGCGCUACUCCAAAAGCCGUGGGUUCAGCCGCCUGUGCCUGACCACCCACGAUAAGCAGCACUUCUACGCACACCUCGGCUAUGUGCUUUCGACGCCAGUGCAGAGCGCAGGUGCAAUGACAUCGUUCGUUCCCAUGGAGAUGCUGCUGAGGUUCUCCAGAAUGCCGAGUGAAGAGAUGAGCACGCAGAAUCAAAAAGGGACAAAGAUGGAUGCUCAAAUACCACAAGGGAACAGAGACUCAGUGGGUGCUUGUGUUGUAGGGUCACCUCCAAUUUCUAGUUCACUUCCUCCUCCUCCCCCACCUCCUUCCACUUCUACCCUUCCUCCUCCCUCUUCCAUCCCUACUCCUCCCCCACCACCUACUCCCUCCAUCCCUUCUCCUCCACCUCCUCCUCAGUCUGCAGGGCAGCUUGUAGUUCAGACCCUGACCGAAACCCCUUACAGAGACGCCAAAGGAGUUCCCAUCUAUUGGAUGCGCAAAGAUAUUUGACAAACACGCAAUUAGAUACACUGGGCAAUGCACUCACCCACAUUAAUGCAUACAUGCACAGUUUGUUCAUAUGUGCACACAUAAAAAAGAAAUGCACAAACAUAAAACAUAAAUCCUUAAUGAUCUCUCAGAUACACAGAAAACAAGUAGAGGAGAAAAUAAAACACAGUAGGUGAGUCCAUGAAGUUCCCAGCUGAAGGAAAAGCGGAGCAAAAAAAAAAUAUCACAAAUAAAUAAACACAUUAAAAAUGGACUAUGCACAAAUAUGUUCUUUCUUUCACUACAUACCAAUGCUCAACCAGAGAUGCCAUGUACCAUAACUUGUCAAACAAAACUUAAUAUUUAAUUUUUAAGUGAAAACUGCAAGAGACUCGACUUUGGCAAAUGGCUUACAUAAAAACGACGAUGCUGUAUUUUACCAGCCUCUUAAUUUCAUAGUUUGGGCCGUCAUUCUUGUCGGAUAUUUUAAAAAUGAAAUUGACGAUGAAUCUUAAAAAUUGUCAGCUCAGACUAUACUGCUUGGAUGAUACCAAAUAGCAGUUUAGUUAUAUUCAGCCCUGGUUUUCACCUCUAAUUGGUUUACAUAACUAAAUGAAACUGUGCAUUAUAUGUCUGCAGUGUAGCAGUUAGUAAAAUAAAAAUGAUGGCCAACAUUAUUAAAGUAAGAACCAGGUUUUAAAACAAGUAGAACUUUUCUUAAAUACUUAAGCUAGUUGCGAAUUGUUUAAGUCCUCCUCCUCACAGAAAUGUGUUUUACUUACUUCUUACUUCACGUGGAUGUUUCGAGCUUCACCGUGCAGAAUGUUGCAUGUGAUACUAUGUAGAAGGCUGUUUUCACAUUCACCUACCGAAGGAGGAAAGUUCCUCUGUCCUUACCUGGAAUCUGAGUUUAAGACUUGGACAAACAAGCAGGAUUUUCUGACAUCACACCUACCCGUAGUUUAAAAGCCAGUCCAGGUCCAAUGUGCAGCUCACACGUGUGAUGCAGAGACUUGAAACCUCCAGUGCACAUAUGAUUAUGGAAUAUCCAGUGAAGUAGGACACAUCUUAUGUUCUUAUGUUCUUACGUUGGAAUGGAUUUAUUUUUUAUUUAUUUUUUUUUUUUGCAUAUUCAUAUAAUAGGGGCUUUUUCAAUGAGGGAGAAGGAACAGAUGUAAUUAUAAUAAUUUUUAACUAGUCAAUUGAACUGUUUUAUAUCUUAAAACAUGUCUUUAUAGAGAUGGGAUUGGGAUAAGAGUGGUACUGGUUUGAAAAUACAGGUUGACUGGGAAAGCUUAGUGGUAAAGGGAAAAAUAUAUUUGAAGGUUACUGCAUAGGCUGGAACAACAGAAGUGAAAUCAUUGGGUUUCUCCUAGUGGGUAGUUACAGGUUAGCUGACUCACAAGCUAACAAGCUUUUAAUUACUUGAAAAUCACAAUCAAUAAUUGGCCAAAAAAUAAUAAUUUUUUUCCCUCAGCAAAGAGAAUUUAGAAAAAACCUAUUUUGUCUCCACCAGACAACUCAACCAAUUAAAAUACUUUUGCCCUUUGAGCUGCUCUGCACCUCAGAAAUAUCUAAAAUCCAGUCUAUAUCUGCUGUUAUUGAAAUAUGUGACAUUGUAAUAUUAAAUUUGAGGGUUGAAUUUGCAUUUAUGAGACUGAUACAUCUUAUAACAUCUGAUGUUUCCAUGGUGAAAAAUUGUGGAAAUAAAGAGAAUUUGAGUAAAUAUUCUUUUGGCUUGUGUUUAUUUUUUCUAUUUUAUUACCUGUCAUGAUU